This is a messenger RNA of Pogoniulus pusillus (Red-fronted tinkerbird), 3645 nucleotides long. RefSeq names its product solute carrier family 1 member 1 (gene SLC1A1). Gene Ontology annotation, biological process: L-glutamate transmembrane transport. The record is from RefSeq and is a predicted model, not a curated record. Gene Ontology annotation, molecular function: glutamate:sodium symporter activity; L-glutamate transmembrane transporter activity; L-cysteine transmembrane transporter activity. Gene Ontology annotation, cellular component: plasma membrane. The transcript has 12 exons. Bases 165 to 1745 code for a protein of 526 amino acids. Lineage: Eukaryota; Metazoa; Chordata; Aves; Piciformes; Lybiidae.
GUUGCCAGGUGAGGUGCAACGUCUCCGCCUCGCCUCUCUGAGCGCGUAGCAGCGCGGAGGGCACGCAGCCAGGAGGUGCGGUACAGCUCGGCUCCGCUCCGCUCGGCUCGCCGUGGAGCGCCCCGGAUCCGUUGCCCCAUCUGUGGCCGCUGCUGUUCCGCGCUAUGGCGAAGGCGGGCAGGAAAGGAUGCGGCUGUUCAGGCUUCUUGAAGAGGAAUUGGCUCCUGCUCAGCACGGUCGCCGCCGUGGUGCUGGGUAUUGGAGUCGGCGUGCUAGUCCGGGAAUAUGGCAAGCUGUCUAACCUGGAUAAAUUCUACUUUUCCUUCCCUGGGGAAGUGCUGAUGAGAAUGCUGAAACUCAUCAUUCUACCGUUAAUCAUAUCAAGUAUGAUCACAGGUGUUGCUGCUUUGGAUUCCAGUGUUUCUGGGAAGAUUGGUUUGCGAGCAGUCGUAUAUUAUUUCUGCACUACAGUCAUUGCUGUAAUACUAGGGAUUGUCUUAGUUGUGACUAUUAAACCUGGAGCGCCUCAAACAGCAAAUGAGAUUGACAGAGUGGGUAGUACCCCAGAAGUCAGUACUGUUGAUGCCAUGCUUGAUCUGAUCAGGAACAUGUUCCCAGAAAACCUUGUCCAGGCCUGUUUUCAACAAUAUAAAACCAAACGUGAAAAAGUUGAAUCUACGACUAGCACGGAUAAAAACAGCUCCACAUUUAUGGAAGAGCCUGUCACAACUGCUACGACAGCAGAGACUUCAGAGAACAAAACUCAAGAAUACAAAGUCGUGGGCAUGUAUUCUGAUGGCAUCAAUGUACUGGGGUUGAUCGUCUUUUGUCUUGUGUUUGGAAUGGUUAUUGGGAAAAUGGGAGAGAAAGGACAAGUGCUGGUGGAUUUUUUCAAUGCACUGAAUGAAGCCACAAUGAAGAUAGUUCAGAUAAUUAUGUGGUAUAUGCCAGUUGGUAUCAUCUUUUUAAUUGCUGGGAAGAUAAUAGAAGUUGAGGACUGGGAAAUCUUUCGUAAACUGGGUCUCUAUAUGGCUACAGUACUAAGUGGACUUGCAAUCCAUUCCAUUAUAGUUCUGCCACUGAUCUACUUCAUAGUAGUAAGGAAAAAUCCUUUUCGGUUUGCCCUGGGUAUGGCUCAGGCGCUUCUGACAGCCCUCAUGAUUUCUUCCAGUUCAGCAACUUUGCCUGUCACCUUCCGCUGUGCAGAAGAAAAAAACUCAAUUGACAAAAGAAUUACCAGGUUUGUUCUUCCCGUCGGAGCUACCAUCAACAUGGACGGCACAGCUCUUUAUGAAGCAGUGGCAGCUGUGUUUAUUGCACAACUGAAUGACUUAGAACUGGAUAUUGGCCAAAUAGUUACUAUUAGUGUCACAGCUACAGCUGCCAGCAUUGGGGCUGCAGGUGUCCCCCAAGCCGGACUUGUCACCAUGGUGAUUGUGCUGAGUGCUGUUGGCCUGCCCGCUGAAGAUGUUACUCUCAUCAUUGCAGUUGACUGGCUUCUGGAUCGAUUCAGAACAAUGGUGAAUGUCUUGGGAGAUGCCUUUGGUACCGGCAUAGUGGAGAAGCUCUCUAAAAAGGAGCUGGAGCAGAUGGAUGUCACCUCCGAAGUCAACAUAGUCAAUCCUUUUGCCUUGGAAACAAUACUUGAUAAUGACGAAGCAGAGACCAAGAAAUCGUACAUCAACGGAGGCUUUGCAGUAGAUAAGUCUGACACCAUAUCCUUCACGCAGACUUCUCAGUUCUAAAGCCAGUAGCUAUCAGGUAAACCAGGAGUACAAUGGGUAUGGCUAUAUGCAAUAUUUCUUAAAGCUUAGAGAAUAAUCGAGAAUGAAUUACAUCUCACAUGUAUCUGAUUUACUUACGCAGACUCUGAUUCUCCUUACCAGUUCUGUUCCCUUCUUAUCACCUCUACCAACAAUUUGAACUCACCACUUUUAGUCCUUGCUGAUAGGUUGAAGAAAAAAGCAGUUUUUAAACACUUAGGGGUUUUGAGUUUGGGGGUUUUGAUUGUUUUUAGGAAUGCACACUGUUGCUGAGGCUAUGAAAUGCCUCUUGGGCAUUUGGAAUCAGCAUGAUCAUGAGUGGGUAUCUCAGCUGGGACAGCCAAACGUCUUUUACUCAGGAGUAACCCAGCAUUUCAUAUCUUACCCACAUUACAGAGCACCAAUAUAAAAUUCCUUUUAACAUCCUUGCCUUCUGAACAGAUUGCACUGUACUUGACACCUACUGUAACUUGAUCAUGUGCCAAAAUACUCAUUUCUGCAGCUAAGGGGAUACCACUUGGGUGAUUCAGGAAGGAACAGACCAGGAAGGCCUCGUAAUAAGUAUUUUACUGUGAACUGGCUUUCUUUUUUUUUUUCUUUCAAUUGUGAAAUAAUUGGGCGUGGAAGAAUUCCCACUGUUUAUGUAGCUACGUUUCCCCACAGCUCUCCUGUGAAUGCCAGCUACUGGGUUUGGCAUUCACAUACAAAAUAAAUUGCUGUGGAUUCGUUCUUCUGGCAUUUGAAGAGUUUUGGUAAAGUGAUGCUUAACUGAUUUAGGUCCACUUUAUUGGCCCCCUACUGCAAAUAAGUCCAUUUACUGUUGCUCAACUUUGGCUCUAACCAAAUAUUAAUCAGCCCAAAGGGAGGGAUCAUGAAGAUAAAAAUAGAUCAUACAGCAACACAUAGUGCCAAUUCUAAACCUUUUCUCCUUGGAGUAAAAACAGAUAUGGUAUCAAGAAUAUGGGAGGUGUACCCUUGUCUAGCAAGAAGCCACUGUCAUGAAGCUUUUUACACAGACUGGUUGUUUUUUUGCCACUUUAAUUAGUUUUCCAGUUGAACAUGGAAAUUUUAGCUGCAAUAUUACUACAGUGCCAACAUGCCAACUAAACGGUAUCUUAUGAAGCAUUUCUGGACCCAGGAAGUCAUGUCUUCAGGUAGCUUGCUAUAGGACAAGAAACACCAGGAACUUCCUCAUAAGAAAUUCCCGUUUUCUAAAACAUUUUAUACAAGAUUUCCAUGGUGCAAAAAUCACUCCCAAGUGAGGAAUUGCUGUAAAAAAAUUUUUUUUGCCUUGCACAUUAAGGUCAUUAGCCAUUUUAUAUGUGAAGUAAACUGAAAUUCAUAUAUAGUUAUUUGUAAAUAAGCUUGUGGUAAACCUAAAAUUGCACUUAUAUGCUAACUAAAACCCCUUCAAGAUCUGUAGUGUUGAAUACUCGAUUCAGUCCUACGUUUUGUAUUAAUCCAGAAGUGUGCCAAAGAGAACUGAUUAAGAAGAAAAUAUUUACUGUUGGUUUUGAUAAAUUGCACCUUAAAUCAACAAGUCAAUGAGACGUUAUACUGUAUUUGAAUUAAGUAUUGUAAACUACAUGUGUUAACUAGGUAUUGGUAUGUUUAUACAAAAUAUAUAAAGUGUACAGAUUGAGUAAAUCAAUCUUUUACCUGUGCAGAAACAGCGUGAGACAGUCUAUUUGUACAGCUGUGCUUAGGGGAGGAAAAAAACCCACCAGUUUGCACAAUUAGUCUAUAAUCUAUGCUUUGCCUUUUCUUUGCUUUUUUAAGUUAGCCUUUUAUGAUCACUACAUUGUGUAGCCACUCUGUUACAGUGUACUGUGAGUAGUGUUCCUAAUGUGUUCUAAAUAAAUAAUUUCUCUGUUUACUCUUG